This is a messenger RNA of Fusarium subglutinans, 537 nucleotides long. RefSeq lists its product as uncharacterized. The record is from RefSeq and is a predicted model, not a curated record. Bases 1 to 537 code for a protein of 178 amino acids. NCBI's taxonomy places the organism in Eukaryota, Fungi, Ascomycota, Sordariomycetes, Hypocreales, Nectriaceae. The transcript has 2 exons.
AUGGCGAACCUGGCGAUCACCAUUCCGCGUUACAAGAUCUUCAACAACACGGAAGAGUCAAUCAAAAUACCCGCUUCACAUGUCCUGAAGCACCCAUACUUCGAGGAGCACUUCACCAGAGGCAGUAGUUCCAGGACCCGACAUCUUGAAACCGGUCGUUGUUCAUGCAUCAUCGACAUCGUCGCCGUUUUCCUGCGUGAUGACAGGUUCUACAAUCUGCACACCGGCCAGUGUCGAUGCAUUUGUAAGUCGACCAACUUCUUGGCCCGCGCCGUCGCUAUUUACGACUUCGCGAUCGAGUUCGAACUUCAUGCACUUGCAGAACUGGUCGCGGACGACAUACCCAAGUUUGCCGAGCGCAUGAAACCUACAGACGCCCUCUGCCUCAGGCUGAUGUAUGGUGCACCCGUGGCACAAGAGGCCGCUGGGACAUCUAGCGACUCUCAACUCUCAAAUCAUGAGAGUCUCCGUCAGGAUUUGGCUCGAUUGGUGAUGUCUACGGCUGAUGAGCCCAGCGUCGAUGAGAGCGGGGUCUGA